This is a messenger RNA of Heteronotia binoei (common prickly gecko), 2778 nucleotides long. RefSeq names its product zinc finger protein 420-like. The transcript has 5 exons. The record is from RefSeq and is a predicted model, not a curated record. The coding region runs from base 73 to 2778 and encodes 901 amino acids. Gene Ontology annotation, biological process: regulation of transcription by RNA polymerase II. Lineage: Eukaryota; Metazoa; Chordata; Lepidosauria; Squamata; Gekkonidae. Gene Ontology annotation, molecular function: RNA polymerase II cis-regulatory region sequence-specific DNA binding; DNA-binding transcription factor activity, RNA polymerase II-specific.
GCCGCUCUUCAUACCCAAGGGACUAAAGGCAUCAUUACCCGGUCAGAGGUGACCUGAGAGAAGGGGAAAGAGAUGGAAGAGCAGAACCCAGAAGGACCUGGAACUGGCAAGGCAGCUACUGAAAGCCUCCAUCCCACCCAAGCCGUGAGUGAUGUUGAAUUCUGGGAACGCCUGGUGCCAAUUAUCCAUGAUCAGCUCACUGCCAUCUCAGAUGUACAUCGCCAACGCUUCCGGCAAUUCCGCUACCGGGAGGCCGAUGGGCCCCGAGGGGUCUGCAGCCAGCUCCAUGGACUUUGCAGCCAGUGGCUGAGGCUGGAGAGGCGCACCAAGAAGCAGAUUGUGGACCUGGUGAUCCUGGAGCAGUUCCUGGCCAUUCUGCCCCAGGCAAUGCAGAGCUGGGUCAGGGAAUGUGGGCCGGAGACCAGUUCCCAGGCGGUGGCCCUGGCCGAAGGCUUCCUCCUGAGUCAGGCAGAGGAGAAGAGGCAGGCAGAACAGAUGUGGGCACCAUCCGUGAAGACAGAAGCUGCAAUUCCUGAGGCAGAAGGAGCUUCUUUGGAGCAAGGGCAGAGGACGCAGGCCACGGAGCAGGCCCAAGAUGCCCUCUGCUGUGAAAUGAGAAGUAUAAUAAAGACAGUGGUGGAAACAGACUAUGGCUUUGCAUCCAAAGAAAGGCUGGAGAGUUCAACAAAAGGAUCCGAAGAGCAUAUUUCCUUCCCAAAUGAGCUGGCUGAGACAGAGGAUGAUCAGAGAAAUGAGGAGGACGAGGAAAUGCCAGUCAGAGUUAAAAAUGAAGACUUGAAAGGAAAUGUCAGUUAUCAAGGCCUACCUCAGAGAAAGUACGAUGGCCAUAUGGCUGAGAAUCAAGAUGGAACAAAGUGUAACAUAACUAAGCACAGGAUAAUGAAGGCAAGUCAAUCCGUUCAGUGUGAAAAGUACUUUAGAAGUAGAUCGCAGCUCCUUGUGGACCAAGGAACCCACACAGGGGAGAAACCAUUUGAAUGCUCAGAGUGCGGGAAAAGAUUCAGUCGGAGUGACACUCUCCAACGGCAUCAAGUAACCCACACAGGGGAGAAACAUUUUGAAUGCACAGAGUGUGGAAAGAGAUUCAGUCAGAGUAGUCGUCUUCAAGAGCAUCAAAGAACCCACACAGGAGAGAAACCAUUCAAAUGCAUGGAGUGUGGAAAGAGCUUCAGUCGGAGUACCAGUCUUCAAGAGCAUCAAAGAACUCACACAGAGCAGAAACCAUUUGAAUGUACAGAGUGUGGAAUGAGCUUCUGUUGGAGUAGCAGUCUUCAAGAGCAUCAAAGAACUCACACAGGGGAGAAACCAUUUGAAUGCACAGAGUGUGGGAAGAGAUUCAGUCGGAGUAGCAGUCUUAAAGAGCAUCAAAGGACCCACACAGGGGAGAAACCAUUUGAAUGCACAGAGUGUGGGAAGAGAUUCAGUCGGAGUAGCAGUCUUCAAGAGCAUCAAAGAACCCACACAGGGGAGAAACCUUUUGAAUGCUCGGAGUGUGGAGAAACAUUCAGUAGAGUUGGGUAUCUUCAACGGCACCAAAGAACCCACACAGGGGAGAAACCUUUUGAAUGUUCAGAGUGUGGAAAGAGAUUUAGUAAGAGCGGCACUCUACGAAUCCACCAGAGAAUCCACACAGAGGAGAAACCGUUCGAAUGCUCAGAGUGUGGAAAAAAAUUUAGUACGAGUGGGUAUCUUCAGCUGCACCAAAGAACCCACACAGGGGAGAAACCUUUUGAAUGUUCAGAGUGUGGAAAGAGAUUCAGUUGGAGUGGCACUCUGCAAAUCCACCAGAGAACGCACACGGGGGUGAAACCUUAUGAAUGCUCAGGGUGUGGAAAGAGAUUUAGUAAGAGUGGUACUUUGCGAAUCCACCAGAAAACCCACACAGUGGAGAAACCUUUUGAAUGCUCAGAGUGUGGGAAGAGAUUCAGUUGGAGUGGGGGUCUCCAACGGCAUCAAGUAACCCACACGGGAGAGAAACCUUUUGAAUGCACAGAGUGUGGAAAGAGAUUCAGUCAGAGUAGCAGUCUUGAAGACCAUCAAAGAACCCACACAGGGGAGAAACCUUUUGAAUGCUCUGAGUGUGGGAAGAGAUUUAGUACGAGUGGGCAUCUUCAACGGCACCAAACAAUUCACACAGGGGAGAAACCUUUUCAAUGCUCAGAGUGUGGGAAGAGAUUCAGUUGGAGUGGCGGUCUCCAACGGCAUCAAGUAACACACACAGGAGAGAAACGUUUUGAAUGCACAGAGUGUGGAAAGAGAUUCGGUCACAGUAGCAGUCUUCAAGACCAUCAAAGAGCACACACAGGGGAGAAACCUUUUGAAUGCUCAGAGUGUGGGAAGCGAUUCAGUCGGAGCCGCAGUCUUCAACGGCACCAAACAAUCCACACAGGGGAGAAAUCUUUUGAAUGCUCAGAGUGUGGGAAGAGAUUCAGUUGGAGUAGUAGUCUUCGAGAGCAUCAAAGAACUCACACAGGGGAGAAACCUUUCGAAUGCACAGAGUGUGGAAAGAGAUUCAGUAACAGUAGCAGUCUUCAGCGGCACCAAACAAUCCACACAGGGGAGAAACCUUUUGAAUGCUCAGAGUGUGGGAAGAGAUUCAGUUGGAGUAGCCAUCAUCAAGUAACCCACACAGGGGAGAAACCUUUUGAAUGUUCAGAGUGUGGGAAGAGAUUCAGUCGGAGUAGCCAUCUUCAAGAGCAUCAAAGAACCCACACAGGGGAGAAAACUUUUGAAUGCUCACUCAAGAUCAUCAAGUAA